Molecule: messenger RNA, 2490 nt
Organism: Recurvomyces mirabilis
Lineage: Eukaryota; Fungi; Ascomycota; Dothideomycetes; Mycosphaerellales; Teratosphaeriaceae
Gene: DNM1
Product: Dynamin- GTPase protein
Exons: 3
Coding region: 1-2490 (829 amino acids)
Biological process (GO): peroxisome fission; mitochondrial fission
Cellular component (GO): cytoplasm; peroxisome; microtubule
Molecular function (GO): microtubule binding; GTP binding; GTPase activity
Source: RefSeq, a predicted model, not a curated record
AUGACUGCCCUUGGAGAGAACCUCUUGGGGGUUGUCAAUAAGUUACAGGACCUCGUCUUCAACACCAUCGGCAACGACUCGCUUGAUCUCCCACAGAUUGUCGUCGUGGGCUCGCAGUCCUCCGGCAAAUCCAGUGUCCUCGAGAACAUAGUUGGCAGAGACUUCCUCCCUCGCGGUAGCGGCAUCGUAACGCGACGACCUCUCAUCCUCCAACUCAUCAAUGUACCAUCCGAACGAUCAGACAAAGACGAAGACCACGAAGUCCAUGUGCCACAUACUCCUGCCUCCGUAGCAGGCCAAGAUGAGUUUGCCGAAUUCAACCACAUCCCUGGCCGCAGGUUCUACGACUUUGCUGAAGUGCGAAGGGAGAUCGAGAAUGAGACAACGAGGAUAGCGGGAAACAACAAGGGUAUCAACAGACAACCUAUCAACUUGAAGGUCUACUCGCCGCAUGUGCUGAGCUUGACCUUGGUCGAUCUGCCUGGACUGACGAAAGUGCCCAUUGGAGAUCAGCCCACGGAUAUCGAGAAGCAGACACGAACAUUGAUCUCGGAGUAUAUUGCAAAGCCAAACAGCAUCAUCCUGGCAGUCUCGCCAGCAAAUGUGGACAUCGUGAACUCGGAAGCGUUGAAACUUGCGAGAUGGGUAGACCCGACUGGCAAGCGCACGAUCGGCGUGCUCACAAAACUUGAUCUAAUGGACCAUGGCACCAACGCGCUGGACAUCUUAUCUGGAAGAGUCUACCCGCUCAAGCUUGGCUUCAUUGGUGUGGUCAACAGGUCGCAACAGGAUAUCCAGACCAACAAGCCCAUGUCGGAAGCUCUGUCCAACGAGCGGGAAUUCUUCAGGAUGCACCCAGCAUACCGCAACAUUGCUUCCAGAUGUGGAACACAAUUCCUGGCCAAGACACUGAACGUGACACUUAUGGGACAUAUCCGCGAACGGCUACCAGAUAUUAAGGCGCGCCUGAACACACUCAUGGGCCAGACACAGCAGGAGCUCGCAUCGUACGGCACAGAUGCGUUCACUGGCAAAGAACACCGAGGUUCGCUCAUCCUUCAGCUUAUGACACGAUUUGCCACUUCUUUCAUUUCCUCCAUCGAUGGUACGUCUUCCGAGAUCAGCACCAAGGAGCUCUGUGGUGGUGCGCGCAUAUACUAUAUCUUCAAUUCUGUCUUUGGCAACUCUUUGGAAUCUAUCGACCCUACGCACAACCUCUCUGUGCUUGAUAUCCGGACUGCGAUUCGCAAUUCUACCGGACCACGACCAUCUCUCUUCGUACCAGAACUUGCAUUUGAUCUGCUCGUCAAACCACAAAUCAAGCUAUUGGAGAUGCCCAGCCAGAGAUGCGUGGAGCUAGUGUAUGAGGAGUUGAUCAAGAUAUGUCAUACUUGCGGCUCUACCGAGCUAUCACGAUACCCACGACUACAAGGAAAACUUAUUGAGGUUGUCUCGGAUCUGCUGCGCGAACGACUAGGCCCGUCUUCUUCAUACGUGGAGAGCUUGAUCUCAAUCCAACGAGCAUACAUCAACACUAACCACCCCAACUUUCUUGGCGCCGCAGCAGCUAUGAGUAGCGUAAUGCAAGACAAGCAUGAACGAGACAAAAAGGCCGCAGCUGCUGAGGAGAAGCGGAAACGCGAGACUCGCAGACGGAAGGAGCUAAAUGGUGUCAAUGGAGUAGAUACACCCGACGAAGAGGAAGAAGAAUCUCACAACACAGUCUUACCAGUACGAGCAGUGGCCAGACCGGCUGCGGCACGAAGCAUGUCCCCCGCCAUUGGUCGCGACGGCCAACGAUUAGGUCACCACGCUAACAGCAUAUCCGGCACCAACCCAGCCACAAUGGCUGGACGCGACAGCUUCCUGAACUACUUCUUCGGCAAAGAGAAUGGCCAACCUGGUCCUCUCCCAGGCCAAAUGCCAGGUCAAAGUGCCGCAGGCGGUCUACCGGGUAUUUCCAGCCGACACGUGAGCCAGAACAUCGAACCCUCGAUCGCAGCAAGUUUCAGAAGACCCGAUAAUCGCUUGUCGGCCUUGCCACCUGUCGACUAUAGUAAUGAGGACGGUAUGGGUGGGAUGAUGGGAGGAGAAGAGAGUAAUGGCCUGGUACGCUCCCCGCACUACGACAUGCUCAGUCAUCACCGAAAUGAUUUCACUGACAUCAACGGUGUACAGGACGAUCCCUCCGGCCCGGCCUUGACCGAACGCGAAGCCCUCGAGACCGAACUCAUUCGCCGGUUGAUCAGCAAUUACUUCAAUAUCGUGCGAGAGUCCAUCGCCGAUCAAGUUCCUAAAGCGGUCAUGCAUUUGUUGGUGAAUUUCUCCAAGGAUUCCGUGCAGAAUCGGCUGGUAAGUAAGUUGUAUAAGGAGGGGUUGUUUGAUGAACUGCUUUAUGAGGAUGAUGCGGUGAGGGACGAGAGGGAGAAAUGCGAGAAACUUCUGAACACUUAUAGGGAGGCGGCGAAGAUUAUUGGGGAGGUGUUGUAG